GAACCAACCUGUAGACUGUUGGGAAAGUUUGAUUUACAUGGGUAUGUGGAAUCCACAAACCACUCACUAAUUAUAGGAGGAAUGUUUCCUAUUCACUCCCGGACCAUUCCAGAAAAUGAGUCUAUUUUGGAGCCGGUAUCAGCCAAAUGUGAAGGGUUUUACUUCCGAGGUUUCCGCUGGACCAAAACCAUGAUCCAUACGAUUAAUGAGAUCAACCAAAGGAAAGAUAUACUGCCUAAUAUUACUUUGGGCUACCAGAUUUUUGAUACCUGCUUCACCAUUUCCAAGGCCAUGGAAGGGACGUUGUCAUUCCUGACAGGGCAGGAUGAACACAAGCCCAACUUUCGGUGUAGUGCUGGUGCCCCACUGGCUGGGGUCGUUGGAGCAGGAGGAUCUGCCCUCUCUGUGGCUACUUCCAGGGUCCUGGGCCUGUAUUAUUUUCCUCAGGUGGGCUAUGCUUCUUCCUGCUCAGUUCUUAGUGAUAAAUACCAGUUUCCUGCUUAUGUCCGUGUCAUGGCAAGUGAUAAGAGCCAGUCUUCUGCAAUGGUGAAACUUAUCCAACAUUUCAAGUGGGUCUGGAUAGGCACUAUAGCAGCUGAUGAUGACUAUGGGAAGUAUGGCAUUAAAAUUUUCAAAGAGGAAAUUGAGAAGGCUGGUCUCUGUAUUGCAUUCUCUGAAACUAUCCCUAAGAUCUACUCCAAGGCAAAAAUGGAAACUGUUGUUGAGACCAUCAAAAACUCCACGGCCAAUGUCAUUGUGCUUUACACAUCAGAUAUUGACCUCAGUCCUUUUGUGUUAGAAAUUGAAUACAAUAAUAUAACAGAUAGAACAUGGAUUGCCAGUGAAGCGUGGAUAACCUCCUCCCUUAUUGCAAAGCCUGAAUACUUCCCCUUUUUUGGGGGAACCAUUGGGUUUGCUGUGCCAAGAGCUAAUAUAGCAGGCCUAAAAGAGUUUCUCUAUGAUGUUCAUCCCAACAAGGAUCCCAAUGAUAACAUUACCAUUGAAUUCUGGCAGACUGCUUUCAACUGUACAUGGCCCAACAGCAGUGUGCCCUAUAAUUCUGACCACAGAGUCAACAUGACUGGACAAGAGAACCGAGUCUAUUCGAUGUCUGAUAAGCUUUGUACUGGAGAGGAGAAGCUGGAGGACCUGGAAAAUACCUAUUUGGAUGUGUCUCAGCUCCGGAUAACAAAUAAUGUGAAAAAUGCAGUUUAUGCUUUGGCUUAUGCUCUGGAUGAAAUGAGUCGAUGUGUAGAGGGAGAAGGACCUUAUAUACCAGGAAACACAUGUGCCUAUUUAGACAGCUUUGAGCCAUGGCAGUUAAUGUACUACAUGAAAGUACUUAAAUUUAAAACCCACGAUGGUGUCAUGCUGGAACUCGAUGAAAAUGGAGAUGUGACUGGAUCUUAUGAUGUCUUGAACUGGCAGCUAAAUGAUGCUGGGAAAAUUGACUUUGUGAAGGUUGGGAGAUAUGUGUUCGACUCGUCUGGAAAUGAGUUGGUAAUGAAUAGUAAAUCCAUAUAUUGGAACACAGAAACAUUGGAGCGCCCCAAAUCGGUGUGCACUGAUCUUUGUAAACCUGGAACCAGGAAGGGCAUUCGUCAAGGGGAGCCCAUAUGCUGUUUCGAUUGUAUCCCAUGUGCAGAUGGUCAUGUGUCCUCUCAGCCAGGUAUAGUGAGGUUCAAAGGUUCAAGAGAAUGCAGCAAAUGCCAUGAAGAUUACUGGUCCAAUGCUGCCAAGGAUUCUUGUGUAUUGAAAGAGGUGGAAUUCCUGGCUUAUGAUGAAGCCUUAGGCUUUACCCUUGUGACUCUGUCCAUCUUUGGGGCUUUGGUGGUCCUAGCCGUCACAGUUGUAUAUGUGAUUUAUAGGAAAACUCCCCUGGCCAAAGCCAAUGACUGGGAGUUAAGUUUUCUUCUCCAGCUUUCUCUUAUCAUCACACUUCUUACUUCUCUCCUCUUUAUUGGCAAGCCCUACAACUGGUCUUGCAUGGCCCGCCAGGUGACACUCGCUAUGGGUUUUUCUCUUUGUCUCUCCUGCAUUUUGGGUAAAACCAUUGCAUUGUUUUUAUCCUACAGAGUGUCCAGAUCAAAAGUCAGAUUUAUAUCCAUCCGACCCAUUUAUCAAAAGCUUAUUGUCCUCAUUUCAGUUCUCAUUGAGACAGGUAUUUGCACUGCCUAUUUGGUGAUGAUGCCCCCAAAGGUAUACAAAAACAUGGAGUCCCAAAACAUUAAGAUCAUUCUGGAAUGUAACGAAGGGUCCAUCGAAUUCUUAUGUUCGGUAUUUGGAUUUGAUGCUUUUCUGGCCCUGCUCUCCUUCCUAACCACCUUUGUUGCUCGCAAAUUGCCUGAUAAUUACAAUGAGGCCAAGUGCAUCACUUUUGGGAUGCUGGUGUUCUUCAUCGUCUGGAUCUCUUUUGUCCCUGCUUACUUAAGCACCAAGGGCAAGUUCAAAGUAGCUGUGGAAAUCUUUGCCAUCUUGGCAUCAAGCUUUGGUUUGCUUGGCUGUAUAUUUGCUCCCAAGUGCUACAUUAUCUUGAUUCGGCCCAAGAGAAACACCGAUGAGUUAGUUGGUGGGAAGAUUCCUCCCACUGACAGGAGCAUCCAACUGACAUCAGCCUCUAGCAGCAGUGAGAUGAAUGUGACCGUUUCUACAGUUGUGCUUGAUGACUAG
Molecule: messenger RNA, 2670 nt
Organism: Trichosurus vulpecula (common brushtail)
Lineage: Eukaryota; Metazoa; Chordata; Mammalia; Diprotodontia; Phalangeridae
Product: vomeronasal type-2 receptor 1-like
Exons: 7
Coding region: 82-2670 (862 amino acids)
Biological process (GO): G protein-coupled receptor signaling pathway
Cellular component (GO): membrane
Molecular function (GO): olfactory receptor activity; G protein-coupled receptor activity
Source: RefSeq, a predicted model, not a curated record